Molecule: messenger RNA, 1545 nt
Organism: Marasmius oreades (fairy-ring Marasmius)
Lineage: Eukaryota; Fungi; Basidiomycota; Agaricomycetes; Agaricales; Marasmiaceae
Exons: 7
Coding region: 128-1330 (400 amino acids)
Biological process (GO): N-acylethanolamine metabolic process; N-acylphosphatidylethanolamine metabolic process
Cellular component (GO): membrane-bounded organelle; cytoplasm
Molecular function (GO): N-acylphosphatidylethanolamine-specific phospholipase D activity; zinc ion binding
Source: RefSeq, a predicted model, not a curated record
UACAUAUGCUGUUGGUCUUUCGCUGGACGGCAAUGAAUCAGAAUAUGUGGGGUGUAGGGGCGAUUGGACCACCGGAAUAGAAAAACUACUCUACCGAAUAAUUACGAGUCUUUUCACUACUUCCAUCAUGUCCCCCGCUAGUAGCAUCCAGGUCUCAAAUCCCAAUCCUCUAAAGACAGAGGGCCGUCCGUCUCAUUGGGUUGACGAAGAAGGAACAGCGUUCAAGAAUCCCUGGAAGAGCUGGCGUGAGCACGACUGGAGAGAUCAGCUCUACAUUGUCUUCAAACACUCCAAACAGUGCCCUACAGCACCAGAGAACAUAUCCGAGUUAAUUCCCGCACGGAAGCCAACGUGGACUGGGAAAAGUACCGACGAACUCAAAUUGAAGGCAAUGUGGAUGGGCCACGCGUCGUUCUUCGUCGAGCUUCCCGCUCGGUCGUGUAUCGUAGACUCGACAAGCACACCAAGUCGCGGUGCUCGCAUUCUGUUCGACCCUUUAUUCAGUGAACGUUGUUCACCGAUCCAAUGGGCGGGAUUCAAGCGAAUAACUCCUCCCGCAUGUCAAGUGGAAGACCUUCCUGAGAUAGAUGUGGUUGUGAUAUCCCACGAUCACUACGACCAUCUCGAUGAGGGUACAAUCGCCAAAUUAGCCGCCCUCCCUCGGCCACCCCAAUUCUUCGCACCACUCGGCAACCUCACUAUUCUCAAAUCGUUCGGCGUACCGGAGGAUAACUGCCACAUACUCGAUUGGUGGGAGAGCCGACGUGUUGAAGUUUUAGUUUCCGGAACAGAUAAAUCCUCUGAACCCGUAUCCAUUGCUUUUGACCUGACUUGUACACCCGGUCAGCACAACGUCGGACGUAACUUCACAGACAGAUUCAAACACGCUAAAAGUCUCUGGAGUGGAUGGGUCGCGAGGGAGGUUCUUCCUGAAUCACAGUCUAACGCCGCCAAGACGGUGUAUUUUGCGGGAGAUACAGGAUACCGGGCGGUGUUGGAUGGUCAGGAUGAAAACCAGGUUCCUGUUUGUGAAGCUUUUCAGCAGAUUGGGAACAAGUUUGGGAGUAUUGAUCUUGCGAUGCUUCCCAUUGGCGCUUAUCUACCUCAGAGGUACAUGUCUCCGGUUCAUUGCUCUCCGAAGGAGAGCGCUUUAGUCUUCAAGGACAUCAGAGCAAAAUACGGGAUAGGAAUGCAUUGGGGUACAUUCGUGUUGACCACUGAGCCUAUCAUGGAUCCUCCGAAGAAACUGAAGGAAGCUUGCGAGGAAGUUGGGAUCAAGGAAGGCUCCUUCGUAUGCACGGAUAUUGGCCAAAUGAUGUUUUAUGACUAGACGAGGGUUCCGAUACAGUGACGGAGAGGUGUACGACCUGACAUAGAUAUACGUAACGGACGUAUGCUACCGUAUGUCCGUCAAGAGGGAGGAAGAGUGGAUAUGUAUCAUGUAUACUACAUAUGUCCGACAUCUUGUUUCGGAAUCACAACAGUAAUCUCUAAUUCAAAUAUUCGGGGAGGAGGUGAUUAUGAACCGCAAGUACAUCAACCUCG